AUGUCUGGCAGCCAGCACCGCAUCAACUCACACCACAUCCAGCAUGUCCAACAAGCCCUCCUCGACCCUGCCGCGUCGCACCGCAUAUACGACAACCAGAAAGCCGGAGCCUUGAAUGGCGGCUCACCCGCCAUCAUGGACGGCUCCCCGUUCCCUGACUUUGCCUUUUCCUUCGGCAGCUUAUCCGACCAAGGCCCCAUGGCGGGCAUGCCCGAAGCUGGCUUUGGUAACCCCUCAAACUCGGAUUUCGCCCAUAUCCAUGGACUUGGCAGCACCGUGUCUCCCGCCCGACAUCCACUGGCUGCCCUGCCCAGCAUGCCUGCGUCGUCGUUUGCCCCCGAACAGAGUGAUGGCAGUGCCAGCUUGGAGAUGGCCGAGGAUGCCAUGCGUGAUGGGACGUCCCCGGCGGACCAUGCGUUCGAGGACACCGGCACCGAUGAAUUUGGACUGCCGGGGCACCCUCGGGCUGAUGGCACAGAUCUUGGGACCAAGAACAAGGAUGACAAGGCAGGACAUCAGCCAGCCUGGAGCGAGCUCAAAACGAAAGCUGGCAAGGAUCGCAAGCGACUUCCCCUCGCCUGCAUUGCCUGUCGACGCAAGAAAAUCCGCUGCUCUGGAGAAAAGCCUGCCUGCAAGCAUUGCCUCAGAUCACGGAUUCCCUGCGUCUACAAGGUCACAACCCGAAAAGCGGCACCACGGACAGACUACAUGGCCAUGCUGGACAAACGGCUGAAGCGCAUGGAGGACCGUAUCAUUAAAAUUAUUCCCAAGCCCGACCAGGACGCAGUAUGCGCCGUUGCUCGAGCGGUUGUUAGACCGGCAAUGCCUGGCACGAGCCAAGGAAACAAAUGUCCGUCUAAAAAGCGUGGUGUCGACGGAGCCUUUGGUGCCGACCUGGAGGCGUGGGCAAAAGGACCACCUACCAAAGUCAAGGCCAGCUGCGAUGGGGUCUGCGAUGGGCCCGACGAUGCGUCAUUGUCCCCAGACGACGGCGAGCCUGACGAGAACUUAUUGUUUCAGGAGGGCACUGAUGCUCUUCCAUCGAAAGAGGUUCAAGAACAUCUGGCGGAGAUUUUUUUUGACAAUGUCUACGGCCAAGCAUAUCACCUGCUCCACAAACCAAGCUUUAUGCGCAAGUUGAAGAACAACACUCUUCCCCCUGUACUGAUUCUCUCCGUCUGCGCUGUGGCCGCACGUUUUGCGCCACAGUACAAUAUUCGCCCCGACCCGAGACCCUUUCUGCGGGGUGAGGAGUGGGCAUCAUGUGCCCGAGAUAUCUGCACGAGGCGGUAUGAAUGGCCAAACAUGACCAUCUUAACCUGCCUCAUCAUCUUGGGCCUGCACGAGUUUGGAACGUGCCACGGCGGGCGCAGCUGGGCAUUGGGAGGGCAAGCAAUCCGCAUGGCGUUCGCUCUCCAGCUUCACAAGGACUUGGAAUUCGAUCCAUCCAGGCGGGGAAAUAAGACUCCGCUGAGCUUUAUUGACCGCGAAAUCCGACGACGCAUCAUGUGGGCAUGCUUCCUGAUGGAUCGUUUCAACUCUUCCGGCUCUGAUCGGCCAAUGUUCAUCAAAGAAGAGUGCAUUAGGAUCCAACUCCCCGUCAAGGAAAGCUAUUUCCAGCUAGAUAUGCCGGCCGAAACUGAGCUUCUCGACGGCUCGCGGCCUCCUUCCGGUUCUCCAGAUGGCAAGCCAAUAGCCCAGGCCGGGGAACACAUGGGCGUUGCGGCGUACACAAUCCGCGCUGUUGCCAUCUGGGGUCGUAUCGUUUCAUACCUGCACCAGGGCGGCAAAGAGAUGGACUCACACCCCCUGUGGAGCGAUAUGUCAGAUUAUACGCGUCUUGUCCAGCACGUAGACAAACUGCAGCGUACGCUUCCUGAUUCCCUGCAGUAUUCCAUGGACAACCUGGGCCUGCACACGACCGAGAAAACGGCCAGCCAGUUUCUUCUGAUGCACCUGACAAUCCAGCACAACAUCUUAAUCCUCUACAAGGCGGCUAAUGCGUGGCAAAAUUCCGGCGCGAGGGGAACCGACGCACCCCUCGAGUUUUUGGCACAAGCCAGUGCCAAGACAGUUGCCGCCGCGAAUCGGAUAUCCGAGAUACUACGGGAUGCCGAACAUGCAAAAUGCAACGUGACGGCUCCAUUCGCAGGCUACUGUGCUUUCUCUGCGACCAGCAUUCACAUUCCUAGAAUAUUCUCUGGCAAUCCAGAAGUCAAGGCGACUGCCGAGGUCAAUGCCGGCAUCAACAUCAAGUUCCUACGAAAGACGAUGCGAUAUUGGGGCACGUUUCACUGGCUGGUGGAAAACAUCCGAAGUCAGUACAGGAAUGCCUUGGAGGCAUCCCGAUGCGGGAGGCUUGGCGCACAAGGACCUGCGGCAUGGUCGGUAUUGCAGUAUUCGGACUGGUUCGACCGAUACCCUCAUGGGGUCAGUGAUUUCGAUGUCGUGGAACCUACCUCUCAGCGAAAUAGAGACAAGGGCGAAGACGCUGUGUUGGAGCAGAAACCGGAGCUGCAUUCUGUCGAAGACUUCUUCACCAGUCUAGCUUCCCCAUCCACUCCGGACGGCAAGGCUGCUUCUCAGGGUCCGGCCGCUAUCAAGCGCAAGCAGCCUUCGAAGAACACGAGCGACCUGCUCAUCACUCGUCAAGAUAGCAGCCAGUCCGGUGAAUCGGCAAUGGGACAACGCUCUGGUGGUCUGCUGAGAAUUCAGACACCCGUCUCUGGCUCGCAGCACGCGCCAGUAUCUCUAGGUGGCCAAACGAGCGGAUCCGGUGUGACGGGAUUCAGUUCCGCUGGACUGUCUCAGGCGCAGGCGCAACAAGCAUACACGGCAAUGUCUCCAAUGAGCCCGGUCCAAGUAGCUUCGUUCCCGCGGCAAGGCUGCGGCCAAUCUCCGUACUUCUCAUCGGAUAUUUUGCAGAUGCACAGCAUUGGACAACCCCCCAACGACAGGCCACAGAACCUGGACGGGCAGGUCUCUUAUGGAUACACACUGUCUCCCGGUAACCAGAACGUGAUGGAUGGCAGCACGCCAAACUGGCACGCCAAGGGCCAACCCAAAAUGCCCAACCCGGAUCAGCGUGUCUUGAAGAUGGAAAGUGGACAGGAUCAACCACAGCAACCUCACAACCAAGGUCAAAUUGGUGCUGCCGGGCUCGAUGCAUUCACAGGCAGUGACCUGCCGGAUGGCUGGUUUAUGCCUUUUGUUGGUACGGAGCCGUCUGAGUUACAAAGUGUAAAUCCUUCUGGCCCGGGAGGAGAAACCGGAUGUGGCGUAGAUUCAUUCGGCUCCAUGUUUGGAGCCAACGCUAUGACGAUGCCUCAUGCCAUGGAUGGCUUGCGGCACACACUGUAG
Messenger RNA from Metarhizium album ARSEF 1941, 3360 nucleotides. RefSeq names its product zinc finger transcription factor 1. Gene Ontology annotation, molecular function: DNA-binding transcription factor activity, RNA polymerase II-specific; DNA binding; zinc ion binding. Gene Ontology annotation, cellular component: nucleus. The coding region runs from base 1 to 3360 and encodes 1119 amino acids. NCBI's taxonomy places the organism in Eukaryota, Fungi, Ascomycota, Sordariomycetes, Hypocreales, Clavicipitaceae. The record is from RefSeq and is a predicted model, not a curated record. Gene Ontology annotation, biological process: DNA-templated transcription; regulation of DNA-templated transcription. The transcript is spliced from 2 exons.